GUGAACGCGCUCGCGUCGCGCACACUGAGAUGCGCAUGUGGCUGUGGAGGAGCAGACGCAUCACCCGGUUUGCCUCUUUAACACUCCGCUGUCAGGACUCUGAGAAGAUCUAACCGUCAGAUCAAACUUUCAGGCUGAUCAGACCUGCACAGGCCGGGUCUGCUCGGAUUUACCGCACCGAGGCUGCAGCCAUGCCUCUUCUGGAAGAGACCACUCUGCCUCAAGAACAGCCACCAACCCUCCCUGUGGUCAUCAUAGGAAAUGGUCCAUCUGGUAUUUGUCUGUCCUACCUGUUAAGCGGAUACAAGCCCUACCUGGACACUGCAACUGUUCACCCAAACCCGAUUCUGUACAGGAAGCUCCAGGAAGCCAAGCACCUCCCCAUCACCGAACAGGAUUUGGAAUACUUGAGCGAAGGUCUUGAGGGGCGGUCAAGGAAUCCCGUGGCUGUGCUAUUUGAUACACUACUACACCCUAAUGCUGACUUUGGCUAUGAGUUCCCAUCAGUCCUCAAGUGGAGGACAGACAAGUAUCAACAAAUCCAACAUCUGGUUCUGGGAAAGGGAACACCUGGGGGAGCCUGGCAUGCAAUGGAAGGCUCCAUGUUGACUGUUAGUCUUGGCAUCUGGAUGGAGCUUCCUGGAGUCAACUACAGAGACUUGACCAAUGGGAAACGAAGAGAUGUAACAAGUGACAGAGCCACCCCAGAGGAGAUCUCAUCAUAUUACAAAGACUAUGUAAAGCUAAAGGGUCUGCAUAAGAAUUUUGUUGACAACACUUACGUGACCUCUGUUCAGAAACUUUGUCGGGGGCAUGAGUUGGAAGGUCUGCAAAAUGGGCAAGAAGAUCAAAGGGUGGUUGAUAGUGGGAAUGGGCGCUUUGAGGAUAAUGGCAAAGGGUGUGAAAACAAUGGAGGAGGCACUCUCUGGGAAGUCCGAGGUUAUCGGCAGGUACAGAGUGACACUCAUGUCCCAUUCUCCCUGUUUGCUGAGAACGUCGUCUUGGCCACUGGUGCAUCUGAUUCUCCAGUCCGAUUAGCUGUAGAGGGGGAAGAUCUGCCUUUUGUGUUCCACAGCAUCUCAGACCUGUGCUUCGCUAUAAGCCAGGGAAAACUGGAUGUGAACUCUGAUCCAGUUUUAGUUGUAGGUGCUGGCUUAAGUGCUGCUGAUGCAGUUCUGUGCGCAUGUAAUAGCAACAUUAGAGUGUUGCAUGUUUUCCGAAAGAACAUCGACAACCCAGACCUCAUCUUUAAGCAGCUUCCCAAGACCCUGUACCCAGAAUACCACAAAGUGUACAACAUGAUGUCUUCACAGACCUGUACCCAUGUGGCAUCCUGGCCCUCCUCUAACAGACCCCAGGCAGUUAGCAUCGCCUCUUCAGUAUGUGCCAAGAUGUGCCCUAAACCCCAGCUUUCUGCAGGGAGCAUUGCUGGAAAUUCUAGCCUCAGCCUCUUCCCUGAUUACACCAGUUUCCCCGAACACUGUGUGGUCUCGUUUCAGUCUGACAUGAAGUGUCUGCUACAAGGGGACAACUCCCUAAAGGCGUUCAAGAUCUCAAUGGCCCUGGUGCUGAUCGGGACCAACCCGAACCUGUUCUUCCUUAAAGAUCAGGGCCAGUACCUGGGACAGGAUCCGACAAGGCCGAUCUUCUGCAAGCAAAAUCCCAUUGACAUCAAUCCUUACACUUUUGAGUGCACCAAGGAGCCAGGGCUGUUUGCCAUGGGCCCGCUGGUGGGAGACAACUUUGUUCGAUUUCUGAAGGGCGGCGCUUUGGGCAUCGCCUCCUGUCUACUGAAAAGACUCAAGAAGAGAGAAAAGCUCAUCAGCAACGGAGGGAAAAACUUCAUUUAAUAAUGAUCCGGAAUCAUAAGUCUGGUCUUAACGUACAAAUUUCAUGGAGAAAAAAAAUUGGUACAAGUUUUUUAUCUACUUUGAUCAUUAUGCAGUGUUUUAUCAUCUGAGCAUAUAGGUUUUUUAUGUUUAGUCCAAAAAAACAGUGGAUGUACACAAGUUUCUAAUGAAACAAAAAACGACAGCUUUCAGGAGUCUUGUCUGACUUCAUAUGAAGUCUCUUUAGGUUCAGGAUACUGUGUGACAUAGUUUAUUGCUGAUUUGUCAUCUCAUAAUAUGGGACCUAGUUUUAAUCAAGGUUGUUUCUCCAUUCACAGGGUGUCUUCAGGCAGUCUACUAACACCAUUAGAGCUAACAUUCAAAGCACAGGACUUUAGAUUAUAUGUAUCCUGAUGCUCAUACCUGUAGACAUGUAAUACAUUAUAGCUGCUACAUUAACAUGCAAUCCCAUUUGCAAAACAUAUCAAGUAACAGUCAUGAGCGGUCUCUGCACCAUGACACAUCCAACAGAUGAACAAGACCUGAUACUACAUGUUAAUGUCUGAAAGAGGUCUUAAUGCCCAUGAUUAAUGAAGCUUUGCUUUCUAUUCCAGUACAUUCUCAUUUUUGCCUGUAUUGUAGGUAAUUAAAGCCAGUUUGGUAAAAUUAUUUUGGUGAUAUUACAACUUAAACGCUUUCUAUGCAAAUAAGAUACCUUGCAAAACUAUUCCUAACCCUUGAACAUCAUCACAUUUUGUCAUAGCUUCAAAGUGUUAUACUUAGAUUUUAUGUGCUAGAUCAACAUAGUUAUGAAACAGAGAAAAUUGGUUUUCGGAAAAGUGUGGCCUGCAAGUACAUUCAGACCCCUCUAAAUACUUCUUCAGGAAUCAUCUAUUGAAAAUGCAAUCUCAGAAUAAAGGUUUUCAGUGAAGGCCUUUGAGGUUUGUUAGAGAACAUGCAUGAACAAACAGCAUCAUGAAGACCAAGGAACACAGCAAACAGGUCAGGGAGAAUGUUGUAGGGAAGUUUAAAGCAGGGUUAGGUUAUAAAACAAUGUCUCAAACGUUCCAACAUCUCACAGAGCAACAUUCAAUUUAAUCUGAAAACUUAGAAUUUUACAAACAAAACUCAGAAAAAUGUAAAUGUGUGCAUUUAUAUUCAUCUCCCCAAACAGUCAAAAGUCAAAACAUCCACAAGCUGCUCUUCCAUAAUCCAGUUCAUUAAUCAAACUCUGCUUCCAUCUUCUUCACAUCAUUAUCCUCCACCUGUCUGCUCUGUUCCUUGGUCUUCAUGAUGCUGAUUGUUCAAUAACCUUCUAUAACUAUUCACUACUUACUUUUGAAGGCACUCUGUUGCACUGUUUGUGUAUCACAGUGAAGGUGGUGAAUAUAUGUGCAAUCCACACCUUUAGGACGUUUGUGUUGGUCUGUCACAUAAAAUCCAAAUUAAUGAGUUUUGUGGUUGUAGCGUGGCAAAAUGUAAAAAUAAAUUCAGUGGGCCUGAAUGUGUUUUCAGGUCCCUGUAAAAUCACUCACAGACCUGAAUGUAGAAUAUAAACCCACAAUCAGAUUCCCUGCUAGGUUCCAAGUACAAGUUUAAGGACAUAUAGCAAUUAUAAGCUUAUUCUGGUGUUUAAAUGUGCUUAUUGGUUGUGAGGUUUCAGCACGACAUGAACAAGAGUCUUUAAAGACAGACAAACAUUUAACAUCCGUUUCACCCUUUAACUUCAGCCUUUGAAAACACUUAAAAACAAUGUGAUCAACAUCCAGUCUAGAUGUUACAAUUACAGAACACCACUUUUUUUUUUUUUUACAUUUUAAGCAUAAUUUGUGCCUGAUCAUGCUAACCUAAAACUACAUGGAGAAAAUUUAAGCAGUUUAGACCUCAGCCUCUAAUUUUGUAAUUUUAUACAAAUUAUUUUAUUAUAACAGCUAAAGUCUAUCAUCUAUUAAUGUUGACCCACAAUUGCAGUAAAGAGUAUUAGUUCCCAAAGAAUGUGAAACAACACAAAUUAUAUGUUUUAAAUAUAACAUUCAUAAGAAUCUUUUGUAACUCAUGCUGAUUCCACAUUACUUUUGUCACUUACAUAUGUAUAUAGAAAUAUAUAUAUUUACAUAAUCUGUACCAUUUUCAAAACAGCAGGAAAAAGUAAAAUACUUCAUCAGGUGCCAAAAAGGGCGAUUUGGUGGCUGUCAUGAUACAGGUUCCUUUCAUUCAAACCUUUUCAUAUUCUCUGGUCAUUUUUUUGGCAACACGCACGACGCUGUAUCAGGUACAUCUAAAUUAAUUAGAACAUCUUCAAACUGUUUGUUUCAGUAACUCAGGUCAAAAGGUUAAACUCAUCACAGAGCGAUAUAUUUCAGUUUUUUCCCUUCUGCUAAUUGUGAUGAUAAUGGUUAACAGCUAAUAAAAAGAGAAAAUCCAGUUUCUCAGAAAACCUGUAUAAUGCUUAACACCAAAAACAGAAAACAUUUUUAAUACAGAAAUGUUAUGUCAUGACCAACACAGUCAGGGGGAAGACUGUUGACUUGAUAAUUGUCCAGCAGAAAGUCACCAACACCCUUCACAAGGAGGGUGCCACAAAAGGUCAUUGCUAAAGAAGCUGGCUGAAUCUAAGCACAUUGAUGGGAAGUUGAGUGGAAGGAAAAAGUGGAGUAGAAAAAGAGGGAAGAUCUACCUGUUAGUGUUCCACAGCAUCUCAGACCUGGACCUGGCUGUAAGCCUGGAGAGGGUUGUGAAGAAAAGCCCUUUCAAGAUUGAGGAAUAUCCACAAAGUUUGGACUGCGCCUUGAUUUUCUUUUUCAAAUCAACGUCCCAGAGUCUGGAGAAGUCGAGAGGCACAGAUUCCCUGUUCAAGUCCAGUGUGAAGUUUCCACAGUCAGUGAUGAUUUAAGGUGACAUGUCAUCUCUGGUGUUGGUCAGUUGUGUUUUCUGAACAUCAGCAAAGCCAUCUACCUGGAACUUUCAGAGCACUUCAUGCUUCCUUCUGUUGACAAGCUUUAUGGAGAUGCUGAUUUCAUUUUCUAGCAGGACUUGUGGGCUGCCCACUGCCAAAGGUACCAAAAGCUGGUUCAGUGACCGUGGUGGUACUGUGAUUCUCUAGAGAGAAUCCAUGGAGGAUUGUCGAAAGGAAGACGAGAGACACCAGACCCAACAAUGCAGAUGAAAGGAAGGCCGCUAUCAGAGCAACCUGGGCUUCCAUUACACCAUUACACUUAUGCUACGCCACACUGAUUCAGUAAGUCAUGCAUAAGAAGGCCCAACCAAGUAUUCAGUGCAUAUACUGAACAAAAGUUUACAUUUCUGCACUAAAAAUACUUCUUGGAUUCAUCUUAUGGGAUAUUCUAAUUUAUUUAGAACCUGUAUCCUGCGUUUUAAUUUGCUAAAGGCCAUUAUCAUCAAAAUUAACAGAAAUAAAUGUUUUAAGUAUAUCACUCUGUUUGAAAUGAAUUUAUGGAAUAUAUAAGUUUCACUUUUUGAAUUGAAGUACUGACAUAUAGUAACUUGUUGAACUCUGAUGUGACUUUUUAGCCCUGAUGUAGGGUCAACGUCUACCACUCAUUUAAAUUUGCUUAUGCAGUAUUAAAUAACCCUUUUUGUAGUCAAUUUAAUUCCACUAACACAUUAACACUUAAGUUCUUUUUUUAACCAAACCAACAGCCUUGUGCCAAUGUUAGCUGUGUUGUUAUUUUCAGCAAAAUUAUUUAACUCAAUACUUUCUUUUGUUUUAAUAUAAAAUAUAAAAUGUGUUAAUGCCGGCAUGAGCCACUGCCUGGCAGCGGCUGCUGAAGAGAGUGAGCGAGUUAUAGAAGAUGUGGGAAGAGUCAUGCUGGAGGAUGUAACUGCACAGGGACCGACAGACAAUAAAGUAGAAGAAUCCAGCCGAGACAUACUGCUUUUUGCAUGAUUUUGUUUUAUUAUUUUGUGUUAAUAUGUGAAGUUGAUACGUUAUCAGAAAUGUGCAUGGACUUCGACAAGAAACUCAAGCUGCAAAAGCUUCAAUAACACCCAGAACAUUUUUCUUCUAAAUUAGGAAAGAAAUGUUUAAAGCCAGUUUUCUAACUGUCUCGGCCACCUGUAGCCCAACUGAGAAGGAAAAAGCUUUCCUUCCCGUACAAUUCAGGCCAAAUGCUGACUUCUUUCUCAACUUUCACCAAGCACCCCCUCUUAAAAUAAAGAUUAUGUGCACAGAAAGGCCAAUCAUUGUUUGUUUGGCAAGAAAUCUAUAUAUCUGAGCUGUUGUCAAAAAUGGAAAAGUGCCUGAAGGGUCGAUCUGAUGGAGAUUGCUGAAGAAAAAGAAACACUUGAACCUUUUCUCAAGACCCUGGUUCCCCUCAAACCAGGAACUACACCUGACUUUAAAGCGAACGAGAAGCUGCUGUCAGCAUAUAGAAUGGAUUUUUGAUGUUUUGUAUUGAUUUUUUAUUAUUAACAAAUAAAAACAUUGUCAGAAAUCUCUGA
Girardinichthys multiradiatus is the source of this 6290-nucleotide messenger RNA. It is a transcript of the gene osgin2, whose product is annotated as oxidative stress induced growth inhibitor family member 2. The record is from RefSeq and is a predicted model, not a curated record. The transcript is spliced from 6 exons. NCBI's taxonomy places the organism in Eukaryota, Metazoa, Chordata, Actinopteri, Cyprinodontiformes, Goodeidae. Bases 192 to 1850 code for a protein of 552 amino acids.